UAGCAAAAUGGCGUGAGGGGUGUGUUGAUGAAAAGUUCGAAUGCUUCUCAUUAAUGUCUUGUGAUUGUGACAGUGAUACAAGGAGAAGGAAACGGACAUACGCACCACAUUUGUAAGAUGUCCCACUAUCUACCGGAACUUGAGCAGGAGUCAUUUAGCCCCGAAGACUUCGUUGAACGACUGGCAUGGCGGAGCCUUGGGGGCAAUAUGAACCCUGAGAACUUCAACCCAGCAGUCCUCCAGGAAGCUUUCAAGCAAGGAAUACGAGACUUACAACUGCUCUUCGAAACGACACAGAAGAAAUGUGAGCGCCUUGAAAUGAUUUGCCGGGAGGAGGAAGCAAGGCAUCACCAGAAAGUUGGCGAAUUACAAGAGAAGAACAAGGCAUCAUAUGCAACAUAUAAGGAGCUGGAUGCUCAGAUUGGCUAUGUGGCGAUGAAAGUUGUGCAUUUGGGAGAUCUUCUGGAAAGCGUGAACACACCCCGGUCACGAGCUGCAGAGGCUCAGAAACUUAUGAAGCAUUUUGCAGAAUUUCUCGACUCGGACAAAACAGCUUCCGAUGGAUUAUUACAAGAUCCUGCAAAGUUGCACGAAGCAGCCGACGUAAUACAGAAACUCCACCUGAUUGCUCAAGAGUUGCCUGCUGGGAAGUUUGAGAAGGCACGGCAGAGAAUUGCCCAAAGGUACACUGGAAUAGAAAUGGCGUUAAUCGCAGAAUUUUUACGAGCACACCACGAAGGUGACAAGGCUACCAUGAAAGAAGUGGCUGCAGUGUUGUCCCAUUUCAAGGGUUAUUCCAAGUGUAUUGACACAUUUAUUGACCAAAGCCAAAUGGGUGCCUUCCUCCGGAAAGACAUGUUCUCAGACAUUGUCCCAUUAUGCGAACGCAGUGAUCAGCUCAUAGCGCAGGUUUUUACUUCACCAGAGCAGGUCAUGGGGAAAUUUGUAUCAAACAUCUAUAACGGCAAAUUACAGGAGUACAUCCAAUCCACUUUGAGCGACCGCCACAAUGAUCCGGAGAAGUACCUCAAGUCUCUGUAUGAAUUGUAUUCCAAGACGCUGCAGCUGUCAAAUGAUUUAGCCAAGUUCAAGAUGGGAAACGAUCCUGCCUUUCUGAAGAAAUUGACUCGACAGAUAUUCUCCAAGCACCUUGACCCAUACCUUUCCAUCGAGAUGCACUACCUAAAGGACAAGUUCACUGCUGUAUUGAACCGCUAUUAUGACUCAAAGAAUCAUCAUAAGCGACAGUUCCAGUUUGGAGGCAUUCAUGACCUGCGUCGUGACUUACAAGCCAAAUUGGGGGCUCGUUCCAACAUCAACAUUGCGCCCACCGUAGAGAAUUUUGGUGGAGAAACCUUCCUCUCGGAAGAAGUUGCGAUAAAUUUGCUGCAAGAAAGCAAACUUGCCUUUCAAAGGUGCCAGUUGCUAUCAAAGCCUAAUGAACUUCCCAAGAAUGCAUCACAAAUCUUUGAAAUUCUUCUGAACAGCCUCUGUAUUGAACACAUUCACUAUGCACUGGAAGUUGGUUUGAGGGCCAUUCCCGUGUCCGAACCAAAGAGUGAGCCAGAAAUCUACUUCUUUGACACCGUACGUCAGUGCAACUCCAUUUACCAGCUGCUGGAAAAGCAGUUCAGCAACAGUGUUGCCCCUCUUCUACAUUCAACACCAGAACACAGCACUUGCCUUCAAAAAAAGCGAGACUUGACUGAACAGAUGGAAAUUAAAAUGGACACUGGACUUGACAGGUCCAUAGCGGCCAUUAUUGGUUGGGUGCGUGGGCUGCUGCUAACAGAGCAGAAAAAAACUGAUUUCAAGCCUGAAGUUGAAGAUGUCAUUGAAACCACUAAAGUGGCACUUAAGGUUGUAAAGUACAUGUCUAAAUGCAUCGAGAAGAUUAGAGACUCCCUGGAUGGAACCAACGUGGAAGCUGUUCUUAUGGAGCUCGGAAUCAGGUUCCACAGAACAAUUUACGAGCAUAUUCAGACCUUUCAGUACAGUACCGUAGGUGGCAUGAUACUGAUUUGUGACCAUAACGAAUACCGCAGAUGUGCGAAGCAGUUUAAGAUCCCAGUUCUGGACAAGAUGUUUGAUGUUUUACAUGCCCUGUGCAACCUCCUGGUAGUCGCGCCGGAAAACCUAAAAGAUGUUUGCCGGGACGACCAGCUGGCGAGCCUUGAAAGGGGAGUUCUUGUUAAUUUUGUACAGCUCCGAAGUGAUUGCAAGGUUCACAAACUUGUCAAUCAGUUUAAGUAGACACAAACAUAUUUUUACUCCGAUUAUUUAAUAAACGCUUAACUUAUUGUUUUUA
Messenger RNA from Ornithodoros turicata, 2308 nucleotides. It is a transcript of the gene Sec10, whose product is annotated as exocyst complex component 5-like. NCBI's taxonomy places the organism in Eukaryota, Metazoa, Arthropoda, Arachnida, Ixodida, Argasidae. Gene Ontology annotation, cellular component: exocyst; cytoplasm. The record is from RefSeq and is a predicted model, not a curated record. The transcript has 17 exons. Bases 118 to 2253 code for a protein of 711 amino acids. Gene Ontology annotation, biological process: exocytosis; Golgi to plasma membrane transport.